Messenger RNA from Ilex paraguariensis (yerba mate), 696 nucleotides. The record is from the annotation of a GenBank genome assembly. Lineage: Eukaryota; Viridiplantae; Streptophyta; Magnoliopsida; Aquifoliales; Aquifoliaceae.
AUGGAUCUUGUAACAUGUAUUCUUGUUGGUAAAAUGCAGAUCAAUGCCUUUUCAGUCACUAUAGUGGAAAAUGGGGUCACAGAGUUCUUGCAGGAUUGGGCUGACAUGCUUCUCAGGAUGUAUGUGAGAUGGGGAGAGAAGCAGCGACACAAAACCAAAGUAGUAGAGAAAUCUAUGGGAGAAGAAGCUGGGAUUAAGUCAGCUACAAUUGAACUAGAAGGCCCGUAUGCAUAUGGGUAUUUGUCUGGAGAGAAAGGAACACACCGUAUUGUGCGACAAUCUCCGUUCAAUGCAAAAGGCCUUCGUCAGACAAGCUUUUCUGGUGUUGAAGUCAUGCCUCUUCUUCCCGAUGAGUCCAUGGAUGUUGAAAUACCUGAAGAAGACCUGGAAAUUAGUUUCUCCAGAGCAGGUGGGAAAGGAGGCCAGAAUGUGAACAAGGUUGAAACUGCGGUUCGUAUUACUCACAUUCCCACCGGUGUUACUGUUCGUUGCACAGGUUCUUUCUCGAACUGUUUUUCUUUCUUGAGAAUUGUUUAUAUUGGUACAUUUGGUUCUGUUUAUAGGGUGGUUUAUAUUGGUACAUUUUCUCUUAACACAAAGAAGCAUGAUUUGGCAAUUAUUUCAGUUGGAUUAAAAUUCCAGUGCUAUCAAGUAGAUGUUUCCCUGUUUCUAGAGGUAGACAACUUAAACAACUGA